Sphaeroforma arctica JP610 is the source of this 1929-nucleotide messenger RNA. RefSeq lists its product as hypothetical. The record is from RefSeq and is a predicted model, not a curated record. The transcript is spliced from 5 exons. Gene Ontology annotation, molecular function: 2 iron, 2 sulfur cluster binding. Lineage: Eukaryota; Ichthyosporea; Ichthyophonida. Gene Ontology annotation, biological process: positive regulation of oxidoreductase activity; P450-containing electron transport chain. Gene Ontology annotation, cellular component: mitochondrion. The coding region runs from base 145 to 726 and encodes 193 amino acids.
UGAACCAUGUAAAUUCAUCUACUACACAUGUUAAAACAUAAGACAAACUGAAAAGCUAUGCACAGUUGAUCAACAAAAGAUAGUGAAUAGUGAAAGCACGGCGGAGACGAGCGAUAUAUAUCUCAGCCACUUAACAUUCUUAUAAUGUUCUUAGGUACACUAGCAAGUAUAUGUACGGGAAGCGUUGCUCGGGCCUCCCGUCAGAGUCAGAUGGCUCGCAGAUGCUUCUUUGGCGAUCUUACUCGAUCUGUAAACGGGAGCGGACUCCGAGCUGCCACACAGGGUGUAGUCUUUCGAUCUGCUUUUCAUACACGUAUAGGGGGUCUGCGUCACGGGGAUUUCGAGUGGGAGGACCCCAAAUCCGAGGAUGAAGUUGUGAACGUCUCGGUGAUUCUCCGAGAUGGCACCGAAAAGGUGAUAAGGGGCAAAGUGGGAGAUAAUCUGCUAUACUUGUGCCACAGAUACGAUGUGCCUAUGGAAGGCGCGUGUGAGGCGUCGCUGGCCUGCUCGACCUGUCACGUGUACGUGGAUGAAGACUAUCUGGACACACUGCCGGAAGCAGAGGAGGAGGAAGAGGACAUGUUGGAUAUGGCGGUGCAGCUGAAGGAAAACUCGCGGUUAGGCUGCCAGAUUAGGCUGACCAAGGAGCUGGAGGGGCUCAAGGUGGAGUUGCCCAAGGCUACACGGAACUUCUAUGUGGAUGGUCACGUCCCCACUCCCCAUUGAGAUGUCAAACUGCUGGUGAUGCCAUCCAGCAAAGCUUUCUACAGUAGUCUCCUGCCGCGGAAGUGUCUGUUGGUAGACAUGGUCUGUAGAUUAUGUACUGCAGAUUGUGUAAAUCACAUCGGAGUAUGUAGAUGACACUGUUGGAUAUCUGCAGAUAUUACAUUAUAUACCCUCGAGGCGUAUCGGAGGUGUGCGUUACGCAUGCACUCUACACGUUAAGUCGUCCUGGGGAUCACCGUUGUAGCCUGGCCACCGAGGCAUACGUAUUCCAAAUGAGUACGUUUUUCACCCCGAGUGCGUAGUCCAAAUGAAUACGUUUCACCCGAGUGCGUAGUCCAAAUGCGCACGUGGUGUGGGGUCGUGUGCGUUUAUAUGCACGGUGUUGGCCUAUACUGAGAAGCAGCGGUGUGAUUGGAGGUCCACAUAUGAACUAGCCUGCGAUUACCCGAAACCGGCUUUGGUAUACGUUUGAAGUAUCGGUAUCUCAAUACCAGGUCGGUACAGGUUUGAAUGAAACAGCGUUCAUAUAUCUGUGUAUUUGGCGUUGGUGUAUCGUGCAGAGAAUGCCCGUGUACAACGGCUCUCUACAUGGCUGUGAGCGGUGCAGGUUUGUGGAAGGUGUAUAGACGGUGUGUGUGUGUGUGUCACCCGGGACAAUAGCAGGAGUGCUAAGGUGCGUAGGGGAGUCUACAAGGACAGACGAGAGUGUGUAUAGCGAAUACGGCGACUGGCGUGCAUGGUUGUAGCGUCGUGUGUAGUGGCUUGUGGAGGUAUACAUAACUGAGUUUGUGUUAGGAACUGGCGUACGCUUCCAUGCAUGCGAAGUAGGAAGGUCCGAAGGAAGCGGCUAUGAGAUGCAUGGACUUUGCUAGAGUGUAUAAGGAGGGCGUAUACAGGCCGUAUUUUGAGUUUGAGACGAGGCACCACAGAUACACCGUACAAUUUAGCAGCUUGCAAUACAGGGCAAGAGAAAAGCAUUACAAACAUAUACAAUCACGCAAGUAAAUUGAAGUUCAUGUUUACGUAUGCGCAUUUGAUACUGUUGGGCGUCUGCAAAUAUAGAAUGAAUAGGUUCUCAUGAAACCGCAUAUUUGUGCGCAUAUCGAGGCAUAUAAGUUCUAGACACGAUGUCCUCCCUUAGUUAUAUGAAAGAGGUGAUGCAAUCAUAUUUGUCCAUACACGUAUGUGCGUGUGUAUGUUGAG